ACGACAGGUGGACUUUCGACACCGGCAAAUGGUCGUAUCCUUUUCCGUUACUGAAGACUACGCCAGAACUUAAAGGCCCCGUCGUUAACGAUGACCAAACAGUGCAACUCACGUGCCAGAUUGUGUAUGACAAGAACGAAGUGGAACAAAGGUUUGAGGUCACAUGGACAUUUGACGGAAAGCCAGAUCCUAGCAUCAACACCAGGAUUCUGGCAGGCACUGAAAGAGUUGCCACCCUGACUGCUCAACAGCUGCAAAAUCAUAAAGACAAAGAAGUGGAAUGCCAGGUGAGAACCUAUUACGAAGGAAGGGAACAUGACAAGAGUGACUUGUUUCGAAGCAAAACAUUAUUUUUUGGAAUUCAGGUUAAUCCUGCCGAUAUUACUAUUGACACAAGUAAUAUUGAGAGAGAUGUUACUGUAACAUCCACCAUACCAGUUGUUUGUGACCAAGGUCCGAAUUGUUGUGUGACUUUUAAACCAAUACUGAAUACAAAAUCAGUGGUAUUUUUCAAGAACACUUGUGAGCAUAAAAUUUGUUCAGCUGAUUGGAAUCCACAGACAAGAAGUUACACUGUUAAGGUGACAGUCAAAAUUGAGGCAGGGUUUGCAUGUUCCCUCACUGGUGACCCCCACGUUACAGGAUUUGAUUACAACUAUCAUUUCUAUGAGGUUGGAGAGUACAUUGUGUACACUGUAGAUGACAGAAACUUUCAGGUUCAAGUGAAAACUUGGAACUGCUGGAAUAACCAUGUCACUUGCAUCUGUGGGGUUGUUGUUAGAGAACAGAACAGCAUCAUCAGGUUUGUACUUAAUAAGAGCAAGCCAAUAAUCACCUUCAUAUUGACGAUUACUUUGUUAUCUGGGUCAGAGAUAAAGAUUGAUCUUUAUCCACUUGUUAUGAAUGUGUACAUAAGAACUCCUGCCUUCGACAUCAGCAAAGCUAGAGGUAUUUGUGGAACUAAUGACGGGAAUCAGAUCUCGAAGGACCGAAGCCUGUUUGUGACAGUUCCUUCGAGGACCAAGGUCGACGUUAAUGAAAAAUACUGCUCUUAUGUCCCUAAAGAAAAACAAUGGCCAAAUAGUAAAGGUAUAACUGAAGACCAAGCUAAGCAAAUGUGCAGUAGAGGUAUUUCUACUGCCUUGCUUUAUGAUCAGUGCAAGAAGGACAACACAAUGAUGGACAAUACAAUGAGUGACUGCAUGAACGAUAUUUUGAUGGGAGAAACCACCGAGACCAUGGAUGCCAUCAAGUCAUCAUUCAUGACACACUGCCAGGAAGCCAUGCUUAAAGACAACAACAGCUACCAUGAACAAGAUGGUGUUCUUGUUUUGAAACCAAUUUUCAUGGACUUUUUUUGUCCACUCGAGUGUCAACAACACGGUUCUUGUGAGACAGCUGGAAAAUGCAUUUGCAACAACGGAUGGGAAGGGGACGCCUGCCAUAUUGAGGUGGGCAAGGGACCUCAGAUCAGCUGGACUAACAGUGGAGCUAUGUGUUAUGCACAUGAAAAGUACUGUGACUCUGUUAAUCUCAUUGUAUCAAACGUUAAUCUUCUGGAUGAACUGACAUGUCAGGUGUACACACUGGAU
Molecule: messenger RNA, 1592 nt
Organism: Candidula unifasciata
Lineage: Eukaryota; Metazoa; Mollusca; Gastropoda; Stylommatophora; Geomitridae
Source: the annotation of a GenBank genome assembly